AUGGAUAUCGAUGUUGGACCCGUCGAUCCGUCUUUCCUCCACGAGCAAGAUCUCCAUGUCUCUUCUUCAAUUUGGGAAGGACAGGAACGAGGGCUGCUUCGUUGCCAAGAGCACACUUCACUACUUCACCAAUGGAAACUCACCGACGAACAAACCAAGCUCGUGGACAAAGCAGGUUUCGGAUUCUUCCGCAAAAUCGGUCCAAUGAGCUUAAACAACUCCCUAAUCUCUUCACUCGUCGAGCGAUGGAGAAGAGAAACCAACACGUUUCAUCUCCCUCUAGGAGAAAUGACGAUAACCUUAGACGAGGUAGCGUUAGUUCUGGGACUCGAAAUCGACGGAGACCCCAUUGUUGGAUCCAAAGUAGGAGACGAGAUUGCGAUGGAUAUGUGUGGUAGACUCUUAGGGAAACUUCCAUCUGCUGCUAACAAAGAAGUGAAUUGCUCUAGAGUUAAGCUGAAUUGGCUCAAAAGAACGUUCUCAGAGUGUCCUGAAGAUGCUUCUUCUGAUGUUAUCAAAUGCCAUACUCGAGCUUAUCUCUUGUAUCUUAUAGGUAGUACCAUCUUCGCUACUACUGAUGGUGAUAAAGUCUCUGUGAAGUAUCUGCCUUUGUUUGAGGAUUUUGAUCAAGCUGGGAGGUAUGCUUGGGGCGCUGCUGCGUUGGCUUGUUUAUACAGAGCGCUUGGGAACGCGUCGCUUAAGUCUCAGAGCAAUAUCUGUGGUUGCUUGACAUUGCUACAGUGUUGGAGUUACUUUCACUUGGAUAUUGGUAGACCGGAGAAAUCUGAAGCGAGCUUCCCGCUUGCUCUGUUGUGGAAAGGUAAAGGCAGUAGAUCGAAGACCGAUCUAUCUGAGUACCGCAGAGAGAUUGAUGAUCUUGAUCCAAGCAAGAUCACUUGGUGCCCUUAUGAAAGAUUUGAGAACAUGAUCCCUCCACAGAUGAAAGCCAAGCUGAGUCUAGGAAGAUCGAAGACGACUCUUGUGUGCUUUGAGAAGAUAGAGCUGCAUUUUCCGGAUAGGUGUUUGAGGCAGUUUGGGAAACGGCAGCCGAUACCUCAGAAAGUGAAACGGCGUGAUAGAAAGAACAGGAGGGUCGAUGACUUGGACACGUCAAUGACUCUAGCGUGUGAUGAAUGGGCUGAGCGUGGAGAGCAUAUCGUGGACAGUCCUGGAGGUGGCAGUGUGGUGGAUGAUGGAGCUUAUACGGAAUGGUAUGCUCGGAUCAGUAUCACCAAAUUAUACAGAGAAGCGUUUCUUGAGUCCCAAGUCAUGAAUAUGAUUGCUUGUAUGAGGGAGUUUGAGGAAGCUGCUUCAGGGAUUUCGUUGGAGAGAUUGUCUCCGGUAGAGAGGGAAGUGAUGGAGAGUGUGAAGGAAACGUUCUCUAAUAGCUUGACGUUUGGAGGAUGGCAAGAGGUGGCUGUUAACAGUGGUUAUGGGAAACGCCGGCGUCGGAAUGAACAAACUCCGACGACAAAUAAUGGUGGUGCUGAUCUUUCAUCUCUAUUGCUUCCAAAGGACACAUGA
This is a messenger RNA of Microthlaspi erraticum, 1524 nucleotides long. Lineage: Eukaryota; Viridiplantae; Streptophyta; Magnoliopsida; Brassicales; Brassicaceae. The record is from the annotation of a GenBank genome assembly.